Messenger RNA from Mobula hypostoma (lesser devil ray), 5221 nucleotides. RefSeq names its product titin-like. The transcript has 19 exons. Bases 83 to 4954 code for a protein of 1623 amino acids. Gene Ontology annotation, molecular function: immunoglobulin receptor binding; antigen binding. Gene Ontology annotation, cellular component: blood microparticle; immunoglobulin complex, circulating; extracellular exosome. Gene Ontology annotation, biological process: antibacterial humoral response; complement activation, classical pathway. The record is from RefSeq and is a predicted model, not a curated record. Lineage: Eukaryota; Metazoa; Chordata; Chondrichthyes; Myliobatiformes; Myliobatidae.
UCACUGCGGCUCCGGACAAAGCCGGCCUGAGCUGCUGUCGCCGAUCUCAAAAGUGUCCAAGUCCGGCUCAGUGUUCAGGGCGAUGGGGGUCGUUCCUUAUCUCUGUCUCCUCCUGUCUUGUCUGGCAGGCGUGCGGUCCGCCGUCGUACUGACACAGCCCGAGUCAGCGGUGGUAAAUCCCGGACAGUCCCACAGACUGACCUGUGCGGUCAGUGGGUUCAGCCUCAGCGGCAAUGCCAUGUACUGGGUGAAACAGGUCCCCGGGAAAGGGCUGGAGUGGCUGGCCGUUGUAUGGGGUGGUGGUAGCAAAAAUUACGCGACUGGAGUCCAGAGCCGAUUCGAGGUUUUCAAGGGCAGCAGCACCGUCUAUCUGCAAAUGAACAACCUGAGACUGGACGACACGGCCACCUAUUACUGUCACUGUGACGAUCUUGACUACUGGGGUGGAGGAACCUCGCUGACAGUGACUUCAGAGGUCAAGUCAUUGCCAUCAGUCUACAUCACUCCUUCCUGCAACACAGAAUCUGACCAAAAGAUCAGCCUCCUCUGUCUGGUCAAGGACUAUCAGCCUGAGAGCAUCAGUCAGACAUGGUCCACUAACAGUGGGGUCAUCACCACUGGAAUCAAGAAAUACCCAGCGGUGUUGGGGAAAAAUUCAAAGUACACGAUGUCCAGCUUGCUCGAAGUCUCUGCGGUGGACUGGAAGAAGAAUAAAGUCUACUCCUGCAAGGCAGGGAGUGUGACAUCGCAGUGGCAGAAACCUCAACCUCAAUCUCCGAAGCUCAGCUCCCUUGUUCCAUCCCGGGAGGCAAUCCACAGUCAAGCAAAUGCUGUUCUGGGCUGUGUGAUAUCUGGAUUCGCUCCUGACAACGUUAAAGUAUCCUGGAAAAAAGCUGGAUCUGCCCAAAAAGGCAUCAUUCUCCCUUCCACUCCGAGAUCUGAUGGUGGAUUUGAAACAAUCUCUUACCUGACAGUGCCUGUGCAGGAAUGGACCAAGAAACAGAAAUAUACUUGUGAAGUGAAUCACACACCUUCCGGUUUCAGUGGGCAGGUCAACAUGAUGUAUGAAGGGGAAUUGGCUGUCUUUAUUCAAAAUCCCAAUAUUGAAGAGAUGUGGAUCGACAAGACUGCUACCGUGAAGUGCACAGUUAUCUGUACAGAUCCUGAAAAUAUCCGCAUCUCUUGGCAUGUGGGCGGGAAGGAGAAAACUAAAGGGGUUCACACCCAUCAAGCGGAGAGGGACGGGUCCCGAUACAGAGUGCUCAGUGAACUCCAGAUCAGUGUGGAGGAGUGGUUCAGUGGGGUGGAGUACGAGUGCUCUGCUCAGGAAUCUCCUUCAUCUUCCCGAGUGUCAGCACGCACCAAUAGUACCAAAGUCGAGAUAAAAAGUCCCAAGGUCACUCUGCUGCCUCCAUCACAGGAAGAGACCAAGAAUAGGAAAACGGCCACACUGGAGUGUGUGAUCUUCGGAUUCUACCCGGACCAAAUAAAUGUCAUCUGGGAGAAAGGCAACACCGUGAUCACCUCCAACACCAGGGCUACACCGACCGCUCUGGAGCAGGGGUGGACUUUCAGUGCCAGACACUUCCUGACCGUGAGUUUACAGGAAUGGAAGUCAGAAUCAGUCUUCAGCUGUACAGUGACUCAUCCCCCCUCCAACACCCGUAUCAAGAAGCAAGUGAAGAAUGUCCAAGAAUUGGCUGUCUUUAUUCAAAAUCCCAACAUUGAAGAGAUGUGGAUCCACAAGACCACUACCGUGAAGUGCACGGUUAUCUGUACAGAUCCCGAAAAUAUCCGCAUCUCGUGGCACGUGGGUGGGAAGGAGAAAACUAAAGGAAUUCACACCCAUCAAGCGGAGAGGGACGGGUCCCGAUACAGAGUGCUCAGUGAACUCCAGAUCAGUGUGGAAGAGUGGUUCAGUGGGGUGGAAUACGAGUGCUCUGCUCAGGAAUCUCCUUCAUCUUCCCGAGUGUCAGCACGGACCAAUACUACCAAAGUCGAGAUAAAAAGUCCCAAGGUCACUCUACUGCCUCCAUCACAGGAAGAGACCAAGAAUAGGAAAACGGCCACACUGGAGUGUGUGAUCUUCGGAUUCUACCCGGACCAAAUAAAUGUCAUCUGGGAGAAGGGCAGCACCGUGAUCACCUCCAACACCAGGGCUAUACCGACCGCUCUGGAGCAGGGGUGGACUUUCAGGUCCAGACACUUCCUGACCGUGAGUUCACAGGAGUGGAAGUCAGAAUCAGUCUUCAGCUGUACAGUGAUUCAUCCCCCCUCCAACACUCGUAUCAAGAAGCAGGUGAAGAAUGUCCAAGAAUUGUCUGUCUUUAUUCAAAAUCCCGACAUUGAAGAGAUGUGGAUCCACAGGACCGCUACCAUGAAGUGCACAGUUAUCUGUACAGAUCCAGAAGAUAUCCACAUCUCUUGGCACGUGGGCGGGAAGGAGAAAACUAAAGGAGUUUUCGAACAACCACCGCAGACGGACGGGACUCGAUACAGAGUCCUCAGUGAACUCCAGAUCAGUGUGGAGGAGUGGUUCAGUGGGGUGGAGUACGAGUGCUCUGCUCUGGGAUCUCCUUCAUCUUCCCGAGUGUCAGCACGCACCAAUACUACCAAAGUCGAGAUAAAAGGUCCCAAGGUCAGUCUGCUGCCUCCACCUCAGGAAGAGACCAAGAAUAGGAAAACGGUCACACUGGAGUGUGUGGUCUCUGGAUUCUACCCGGACCAAAUAAAUGUCAUCUGGGAGAAAGGCAGCACCGUGAUCACCUCCAACACCAGCGCUACACCGACCGCUCUGGAGCAGGGGUGGACUUUCAGUGCCAGACACUUCCUGACCGUGAGUUUACAGGAUUGGAAGACAGAAUCAGUCUUCAGCUGUACAGUGACUCAUCCCCCCUCCAACACCCGUAUCAAGAAGCAAGUGAAAAACAUCCAAGAAUUGUCUGUCUUUAUUCAAAAUCCCAACAUUGAAGAGAUGUGGAUCCACAGGACCGCUACGGUGAAGUGCACAGUUAUCUGUACAGAUCCCGAAGAUAUCCACAUCUCUUGGCAUGUUGGCAGGAAGGAGAAAACUAAAGGAAUUGUCGAACAACCACCGCAGAUGGACGGAGCUCGAUACAGAGUCCUCAGCGAACUCCAGAUCAGUGUGGAGGAGUGGUUCAGUGGGGUGGAAUACGAGUGCUCUGCUCAGGAAUCUCCUUCAUCUUCCCCAGUGUCAGCACGGACCAAUAGUACCAAAGUCAUGAUAAGAAGUCCCAAGGUCACUCUGCUGCCUCCAGCUCAGGAAGAGAUGAAGAAUUGGAAAACGGCCACACUGGAGUGUGUGGUCUCUGGAUUCUACCCAGACCAAAUAAAUGUCAUCUGGGAGAAAGGGAACACCAUGAUCACCUCCAACACCAGCGCUACACCGACCGCUCUGGAGCAGGGGUGGACUUUCAGUGUCAGACACUUCCUGACCGUGAGUUUACAGGAUUGGAAGACAGAAUCAGUCUUCAGCUGUACAGUGACUCAUCCCCCUUCCAACACCCAUAUCAAGAAGCAAGUGGAGUACGUCCAAGAAUUGUGUGUCUUUAUUCAAAAUCCCGACAUUGAAAAGAUGUGGAUCGACAAGACUGCUACCGUGAAGUGUACAAUUAUCUGUACAGAUCCCGAAGAUAUCCACAUCUCUUGGCACGUGGGCGGGAAGGAGAAAACUAAAGGAAUUCUCACCCACAAAGCGGAGAGGGACGGGUCCCGUUACAAAGUGCUCAGUGAACUCCAGAUCAGUGUGGAGGAGUGGUUCAGUGGGGUGGAGUACGAGUGCUCUGCUCAGGAAUCUCCUUCAUCUUCCCCAGUGUCAGCACGGACCAAUAGUACCAAAGUUGAGAUAAAAAGUCCCAAAGUCAGUCUGCUGCCUCCAGCUCAGGAAGAGACCAAGAAUAGGAAAACAGCCACACUGGAGUGUGUGGUCUCUGGAUUCUACCCAGAUGAAAUAAGUGUCACCUGGGAGAAAGACAGCACCGUGAUCACCUCCAACACCAGCGCUACACCGACCGCUCUGGAGCAGGAGUGGACUUUCAGUGCCAGACACUUCCUGACCGUGAGUUUACAGGAGUGGAAGUCAGAAUCAGUCUUCAGCUGUACAGUGAUUCAUCCCCCAUCCAACACCCGUAUCAAGAAGCAAGUGAAGAAUGUCCAAGAGUUGUCUGUCUUUAUCCAAAAUCCCUCCAUUGAAGAGAUGUGGAUCAACCAGACCGCUACUCUGGUGUGUAUGAUUGUGGGUGCUGAUCUGAGCCGGGUCCAAAUCCACUGGCAGGUGAACGAGAGGGAAAAAGUCAAAGCAAAUGCGACCAAAAAACUGAGAGAGGAAGGAACCCAAGACACAGUGAUCAGCCAACUGCAGACCAGUGUGGAGGAGUGGACCAGUGGGGUGGAGUACACUUGCUCUGCCCAACAACCUUCUGCAACCUCACCAGUAUCAGCACGGACAAAAAGUACCAAAGUGGAGAUAACAAGUCCCAAAGUCAGACUGCUGCCACCGCCAGAGGGAGAGACCAAGAGUGGGAACACGGUCACCCUCGAGUGUGUUGCCUCUGGAUUCUACCCGGACCAAAUAACUGUCACCUGGGAGAAAGGGGACUCUCUGAUCUCUUCCAACACCAGUGUGAGACCAACUGCUCUGGAACAGGCAGGGACUUUCAUUGCCAGCUACGUCCUGACCGUGAGCACAGAGGAGUGGAAGGAAGGCUCAGUUUUCAGAUGCACAGUGUCUCAUCCCCCCUCCAACACCAGUGUCAGGCAGGAUGUGAGAAACAUUCAAGAAACCUGCACAGACUUGACAGGAGAGGAGGGGAAGGAAGAACAGGGACACGUGGAUGGAAAUGACAAUGCGUUUACAGUUGCUGCCUUUGCCGUUCUGUUCAUCAUCAGUUUCCUCUACAGCACCUUCGUCACCGUUGUCAAGGCUCAGCAGUGACCAGCAGAUACGCGCCCCACGUUCAAUGAAGAAAUCCCCCUGUGGCUGCGAUGUUUGGAAAUGGAGUCUCCAUCUCACUCACUCGGCAAUCCGAGGCUACUGCACUGCAACUGCUCAUUUCAGGAAAUAAACCUCUAAAUGUACCGGGGAUGCCAGAUGGGAAAUGGGGGCACCGAGCUGGUUUGGUGGGUGGAGGGACAACAGUGGAUGAUACAUUGGGAAAAUGGCAGGAUAUGUGACACUGGAGGGGGUAGGCAGGAAGGGAGA